AACGUAAAAAGUUAGAAAAACGUAAAAAGUUAGAAAAAGAUAAAAAGUUAGAAAAACGUAAAAAGUUAGAAAAACGUAAAAAGUUAGAAAAACGUAAAAAGUUAGAAAAAGGUAAAAAGUUAGAAAAAGGUAAAAAGUUAGAAAAAGGUAAAAAGUUAGAAAAACGUAAAUAGUUAGAAAAAGGUAAAAAGUUAGAAAAAGGUAAAAAGUUAGAAAAAGGUAAAAAGUUAGAAAAAGGUAAAAAGUUAGAAAAAGGUAAAAAGUUAGAAAAACGUAAAUAGUUAGAAAAAGGUAAAAAGUUAGAAAAAGGUAAAAAGUUAGAAAAAGGUAAAAAGUUAGAAAAAGGUAAAAAGUUAGAAAAAGGUAAAAAGUUAGAAAAACGUAAAUAGUUAGAAAAAGGUAAAAAGUUAGAAAAACGUAAAAAGUUAGAAAAAGGUAAAAAGUUAGAAAAACGUAAAAUGUUAGAAAAACGUAAAAAGUUAGAAAAACGUAAAAAGUUAGAAAAACGUAAAAAGUUAGAAAAACAUAAAAAGUUAGAAAAACGUAAAAAGUUAGAAAAAGGUAAAAAGUUAGAAAAAGGUAAAAAGUUAGAAAAAGGUAAAAAGUUAGAAAAAGGUAAAAAGUUAGAAAAAGGUAAAAAGUUAGAAAAAGGUAAAAAGUUAGAAAAAGGUAAAAAGUUAGAAAAACGUAAAAAGUUAGAAAAAGGUAAAAAGUUAGAAAAAGGUAAAAAGUUAGAAAAAGGUAAAAAGUUAGAAAAAGGUAAAAAGUUAGAAAAAGGUAAAAAGUUAGAAAAAGGUAAAAAGUUAGAAAAACGUAAAAAGUUAGAAAAAGGUAAAAAGUUAGAAAAAGGUAAAAAGUUAGAAAAAGGUAAAAAGUUAGAAAAAGGUAAAAAGUUAGAAAAAGGUAAAAAGUUAGAAAAAGGUAAAAAGUUAGAAAAAGGUAAAAAGUUAGAAAAAGGUAAAAAGUUAGAAAAAGGUAAAAAGUUAGAAAAACGUAAAAAGUUAGAAAAAGGUAAAAAGUUAGAAAAAGGUAAAAAGUUAGAAAAAGGUAAAAAGUUAGAAAAAGGUAAAAAGUUAGAAAAAGGUAAAAAGUUAGAAAAAGGUAAAAAGUUAGAAAAAGGUAAAAAGUUAGAAAAAGGUAAAAGGUUAGAAAAAGGUAAAAGGUUAGAAAAAGGUAAAAGGUUAGAAAAAGGUAAAAAGUUAGAAAAAGGUAAAAAGUUAGAAAAAGGUAAAAAGUUAGAAAAAGGUAAAAAGUUAGAAAAAGGUAAAAAGUUAGAAAAACGUAAAAAGUUAGAAAAAGGUAAAAAGUUAGAAAAAGGUAAAAAGUUAGAAAAAGGUAAAAAGUUAGAAAAAGGUAAAAAGUUAGAAAAAGGUAAAAAGUUAGAAAAAGGUAAAAAGUUAGAAAAAGGUAAAAAGUUAGAAAAAGGUAAAAAGUUAGAAAAAGGUAAAAAGUUAGAAAAAGGUAAAAGGUUAGAAAAAGGUAAAAGGUUAGAAAAAGGUAAAAAGUUAGAAAAAGGUAAAAAGUUAGAAAAAGGUAAAAAGUUAGAAAAAGGUAAAAAGUUAGAAAAAGGUAAAAAGUUAGAAAAAGGUAAAAAGUUAGAAAAACGUAAAAAGUUAGAAAAAGGUAAAAAGUUAGAAAAAGGUAAAAAGUUAGAAAAAGGUAAAAAGUUAGAAAAAGGUAAAAAGUUAGAAAAAGGUAAAAAGUUAGAAAAACGUAAAUAGUUAGAAAAACGUAAAAAGUUAGAAAAACGUAAAAAGUUAGAAAAAGGUAAAAAGUUAGAAAAAGGUAAAAAGUUAGAAAAACGUAAAAAGUUAGAAAAACGUAAAUAGUUAGAAAAACGGAAAAAGUUAGAAACACGUAAAAAGUUAGAAAAACGUAAAUAGUUAGAAAAACGUAAAAAGUUAGAAAAACGUAAAAAGUUAGAAAAAGGUAAAAAGUUAGAAAAAGGUAAAAAGUUAG
Doryrhamphus excisus (bluestripe pipefish) is the source of this 1959-nucleotide messenger RNA. NCBI's taxonomy places the organism in Eukaryota, Metazoa, Chordata, Actinopteri, Syngnathiformes, Syngnathidae. The record is from RefSeq and is a predicted model, not a curated record.